Molecule: messenger RNA, 1239 nt
Organism: Sclerotinia sclerotiorum 1980 UF-70
Lineage: Eukaryota; Fungi; Ascomycota; Leotiomycetes; Helotiales; Sclerotiniaceae
Exons: 1
Coding region: 1-1239 (412 amino acids)
Biological process (GO): regulation of DNA-templated transcription
Cellular component (GO): nucleus; Rpd3L-Expanded complex; Rpd3L complex
Source: RefSeq, a predicted model, not a curated record
AUGCCCAGAGACGAUCUUUCCAUCGAUUUUGUCCCCAAACACAGACACAAUAUGCCACAGAUCGAGCACUUAGAUACAGCGGGAGUCCUCGAUGAUUGGAUCAAUCGUGUCGCCAAUUUACCCCACGAAAUUGCCUUUAAGCAAGAUGAGAUAGGAGAAAAGGACAAAGCAGUGCAAGAAUGCCUGACUGUCAUCGCGAAGCACGACGGCGCUCUCCAAAAAUGGACCAAGUCAAACGGGGCAAACCAACCAAAUCCAAAGGAGCCAGCCUUGAAAAAGAUAAUUUUGGAAAAUUAUGAAAGAGCAGAGCGCCUUCAAGAUGAGAAAAUUAAGCUAUCCAAAGAGUUAGAAGCGCUUGUUGAGGGGCACGUUCGACGACUCGAUUUACAAAUUAAAGGAUUACAAGAGAGAGGAGAGUUUCCACACGAUCCAGAUCUGCCUUCCCUACUACGACCACAACCGAUUGAUCGAGUCCGGGACGCGCAUGGCUCCACGAGACCAUUGGGUGAACUUAUAAACUCGGCCACCUCUUCUCAUGUACGCCACCCGAGCAAUUCUAGAAUAUCCAUCAGUGUCAAUCAAUUGAACGGCGCAACAGCAUCUUCCGCUCCAGCAACGCCAGCCGCCACCUUACUUUUACAAAGACAAGCUAGGGAAUCAUCCCUUGGUGCGAUCAAUAAGCGACCAAGACUUACUGGAGGGCUGGGUACUUUGCCAGCCGCUUCUAGCGGGCUUGCUCGUCAUUCAUCUAUGACUCCCGGUACUCCCCGUGGGGGUACACCAUCUGCCGUACGUGGUGGCAGUGCUGGACCAAGAAAUAUGCAGAAGAAGAAAGUUGCCCCACAGGGCAGCAGACAGAGUGGUGCUCCACGCAAAGGCAAACCUGGAAAGUCUGGCCUUAGCAGGCUAAAGCGUGGACAUAAGAACUCGCCGUCUUCUGCAAAUGAUAGUGAGCUUAGUGAUGCAGAAUCUGGCUCUGUUGAGGAAGAAGAGGCUGCGGGACGUCAAAACAAGGAUGCUGAUGGAGACGAUGAUAUGGUUGAUGUUGAUGAUGAAGAGGGUGGAGACGAUAAGAAAUACUGCAUUUGUCACAAUAUCAGCUAUGGAGACAUGGUGGCUUGUGACAACGAAGAUUGUCCGUAUGAAUGGUUUCAUUGGUCUUGUGUUGGCGUCAAGAGUGACCCCUUGGGCACUUGGAUAUGUCCAGUAUGUACUCCUAAAAUGCCUAAAAAGGCUUAA